Molecule: messenger RNA, 2681 nt
Organism: Sus scrofa (pig)
Lineage: Eukaryota; Metazoa; Chordata; Mammalia; Artiodactyla; Suidae
Source: RefSeq, a predicted model, not a curated record
AUGAAGAGACUAAAAGAAGAGAGACCUGUCAAGCAGCUAGCUUUGCUUUUACUCCUGGGGGUGGAUGGCCAAGGAUGGGAGGGGCACAGAAAAUUACAGAAAACUGAAUCCCUCCCCAGUCCCCACAGAGACAGGACGAUUGGGUUUCAGGGUGAGGUGCCAGCUAGUGCUUUCGAGGGCAUUAAUGUGCCAGCUGCUCCUGCCGCAUUCAUUUUAUUUCCAGUCCCCGGGCCGGUGUUACACUCUGGUUUUGUGCUGAACUGCUACAGCUGUUCAAAGCCCCCCUCGCUGGCUGGCUUGGCUAAGUGCAGGGACCUGCUGGAACAACACCAGCAAGAUUCUCCUCCACCGAGGACAUUGCCCAGCCUCCGAAAGGAAGCGGGGCCUCUUGCAUGGAGCAAGUGCUCCUCAGACGGAGUUCCGGAACGAGCAGAGGCGGAGAAGGUCAAGAAAACGAGGCCUUGUCUAUUUACCGGCUCUGUAAGGAACUAUUGUGUCUCAGCAGCUGUUCUUCUUGCUCCUUCGGAAGCCCUGCCUGAGUUAGCCCUAGAAUUGUUCACAGAACUUAGGUUAGUGGACCUCUGGAGACUGGGCGUGAACGUGACAUCUCACCCCUGGGUCAGAGGCCACUUCCUGCUCCAUCUUAGGAGGAACUGCCUGUCCCAGGACGAGCUAAUUCCUAGAGAUGAUAAACAAUCCGCGUGUAAGCAUACCUUACACACGCAAACCAACCCUCCUGAACCCAUCCUCCAUCCGCCUCCUUUUAUCAGACACCUGCAGUCUGGGACACCAUCCUCCUCACUCACCUCAGUCACCACGGAAACAGUUACUGGACCACUAGAGACCACCGCCCGAGUCCAGAACCUGCCAAAAUUAUUCAAACCAUCCACCCUAAGUCUGCUCUGCUGCUUACCCUGCUUGCCCAUUCUUUCUCAUGAAAACAAGAUACAAAUUGUUACUAUGCUUUCCCCUCGCUCCUUCUGCCUCCUGACCAACUCUGGUGCUUCUCUAUAUGGUCCUGCAUGGCUUGGUGUGCCCCUUCUUCUUGGGAACUGUAGGCAAAAACCACUUUUCCCCCCCCAAAAACAGUUGUCUCUGUGUCUUUUAUCUUACCAUAUCUGACUCAAAUAAAAUCCUGGGUACAUUUUAAAACACAUUAAAGAAACUCAAUAAAUUAAAAAAAUCUGUUAAAUGAAUGAAUAUCUCUACCUACUUAAAACAUGUCUUUUACCUUACUAAAAUGUUUCUCAUGUAGUUAAAAGCCAUUUACAUUGGCUAUCUAUAGGAAUCAUCCUCUCAUGCAACCAAGGACUGGAUUUGGAAGAAAUUUUAGCUCAGAGUAACUUAGGCAUUGCUAAACAACACCAUGAAACCAUGACCUGCAAGGCAGCAUUAUUUCUUGGUUCUAGGAAGACAUCCAAAAGCGAACACACCCAUUUUGCGUAUCUUCCUACAUGAAAUGUAGGUUUUCGCAUGCCAGGGUGGAUUAACUGCUGUAACAAAUAACCCUAAAUCUCAACUGUGGAAGAUAAUAAAAAUUUAUUUCUUAAUCACCAAAAUCCAGUGCAGGUGUUCAUAGUUGGACAGCACUCCUGGCUGCCUCCAUGACUCAGGAAUCAAAGAUUCCUUCAUUCCGUGACACUGCCAGUUUCAAAACGGGGCCUUCAAGGUCAGCAGAGAAGGUGAGAAGACCAUGGAAAGAGCACAUCAGAUACAUACACAGCUUUACACACAAAUGCCAAUCAAAAUGUCUACAAACAUUCUAUUGGUGGGAAGCAGUCACAUACCCUGGUCCCCCCUUCCGAAGAUGCCUGGGGACCAGGAAAUAGUCUGUAGCUGGGCAGCCAUGUCCCAGCUACCACUCUGCACUAGGAAAGAGGAGCUCAAAUCUUUGGGGGUCAGCUAAGCUUUUUUCAUUAAUUCAAGGCAUGUGACCCACGACUGCAUUCUGCUGAUGGCGUAACUACGGGUUGGUCAAGUGAUGAUGUAAACCAGUGCUUUUUAACUGCUUGGGGAAUCAUGAAUCUGAUCAAAUUUAUGGAUCCUCUCCCUAGAAUAACACAGAAGCAUAAUAAGAACACAGUUUUCACUAAAUUUCAGGAACUUCAUGGGUUUUCUGAAGCCCAUCACUGAUAUUAUUUAUUCGAGGCUCACAGAUCUAUAGUCUGGGUACGGUUGACACUAUUUGCCUUGAGUUAUAUUUUGAAUAAUGUUCUAAAUCAUGAACCAUGGGAUUUUUUCCCCUCAGCUAGGUUUUUUUGGUUUUUGGUUUUAAAUUUAAAUGCUAGAACUAAGAGAUCUGGAAUAUCCGCAGUUAGCCAUCCAAAUUUUAGAUGUCACCUUUACACUGAGUGGAAAUUCUCAUCCCUCCUACCGCAAAAGACUUUAUGUUGGUAUCCUGCCAUCCAUUUGCCACUCUCUAAUCCAUUUCACAUGGCAACCAGAGUGACAUCUAAAAAUUCUAAUUUUUUCCUGCCACUCCCUCCUGAAGAUCUUUCAGUAGAUAAAGAUCUAAACUCUUAACAUGGCAUACAAGGUCCUGAGUUAACUGACCCUAGCUGAUGCGCAUACUGUGUGAUGCUUUGCUUCUCAUACUUCCCAACUAGCCUUUCUCUUCCUCCCACCUCAGGACCUUUGCACAUGCCUUUACAGCUUCUUUCAUUUGUUUUGCCUUCAUUCUC